UCGAGCUACUUCAAAAAAAACUCGUUUCACUAUUUUGUCUGUUGCUUCGCGUAAACAACAAGAAAUCAAAAAAUGUCAGGACGUGGUAAAGGAGGUAAAGCUAAAGCCAAGGCAAAGACACGAUCUUUCAGAGCCGGACUUCAGUUUCCCGUUGGUCGCGUUCAUCGAUUUUUACGCAAAGGCCACUACGCCAACCGAAUCGGAUCAGGCGCUCCAGUUUACUUGGCUGCUGUUUUGGAGUACCUAUCCGCUGAAAUUUUGGAGUUGGCUGGUAACGCUGCCCGAGACAACAAGAAAGCCAGGAUUGUUCCUCGUCACUUACAGCUCGCUGUUCGCAACGACGAGGAGCUGAACAAACUGUUGUCGGGUGUAACCAUUGCAAGCGGUGGUGUGCUGCCAAACAUUCAAGCCGUUUUGCUGCCCAAGAAGAACGAAAAACUUCCAAAACCAGCAGCAGCCAAGUAAACAGCGGUGCUGCGCGAGCACGCUCUAAAACAAAAGGCUAUUUUCAUAGCCACUGAUCCGCCUCUGGGUAACUUACAACGUUUGUUUUUUCGUUUUAUGAAAUUUUUAAUUUCUGCGCCUUUUGCAAUAUUAAAAUGCGUCGCGCUAACAUCAUCUGUCGUUUUUGCAGAAAACAAGCGAUUUUUUUGUUUGUUUGUUUGUUUUCCUAAUAAGUUUUCUUUUUUUUUGUUCUUAUCUGCUUAAGUCGUAGUUUAAAAUCAUGCCAAAAUUUCAGUGUACAGUAUAGCUUUAAUCGUGUCUAUCUCGAAAAUAAGUAAUAAAGAAUAGUUGUAACUGCUUAAGAU
This is a messenger RNA of Hydra vulgaris (swiftwater hydra), 809 nucleotides long. RefSeq names its product late histone H2A.2.2. Lineage: Eukaryota; Metazoa; Cnidaria; Hydrozoa; Anthoathecata; Hydridae. The record is from RefSeq and is a predicted model, not a curated record. Gene Ontology annotation, cellular component: chromatin; nucleosome. Gene Ontology annotation, molecular function: structural constituent of chromatin; DNA binding; protein heterodimerization activity. Gene Ontology annotation, biological process: heterochromatin formation.